Drosophila subobscura is the source of this 469-nucleotide messenger RNA. RefSeq lists its product as uncharacterized. The record is from RefSeq and is a predicted model, not a curated record. The coding region runs from base 27 to 365 and encodes 112 amino acids. The transcript has 4 exons. Lineage: Eukaryota; Metazoa; Arthropoda; Insecta; Diptera; Drosophilidae.
AAAGCAAGAAAAACAGAGACAUCAAUAUGCCCUACUACGAGGAGGAACGUCGUCAUCACCACCAUCAUCAUCAUGGUGGCCGACCCAUUGUGGAGGUGGAUAUCAUGCCACCGAGGCUGCCCCGUCCAGUGAUUGAGAUCGAUGUGGGUGGCCGUCGUCCACCACCACCCAGGGUGGAGGUGAUCACCCCCGCCGCUGUCUACCAGCCCCCCUAUCAGCCACAGUACCAGCAGCAGCGACCCAUCGUCGAGGUGGAUGUGGUGCAGCCGAACAGACCCUUCAUUGAGUUCAACAUUGGCGGCCGUCGUCCGCCCCCACGUGAGGAGAUCAUCAUUGUGCAGCAGCCACCCCCACCCAGGUGGUAGACUGGACCUGGAACCGAGAACUGCCAUCAGUUAAUUGGAAAUCCGUUUCAAAUGUUUGCUUAAAUAAGUUAAAUGCAUUUUUAUUUUAUUUUAAUUGAAAUCUA